AUGGUAUAUUCUCCGCAGCACAAAUUGGCUCGCUGGUUAGUUCGGACCCUUGCGCCACUGAGGCAGCACUACAAUUUGCACAGCAUUAUGGACUCUUUUGAAAUAAUCGAAGACCUAGACCAAAUCCGCUUAGCCGACAAGGUUAUGUGCUCCGUGGACGUCCAGUUGUUAUUUACUAAUGUCCCCUUGCUUAAUACAGUUGAUUACAUUUGCCACCUGAUAGAAGAGGAGAAUAUUCGUCUACCAAUACCAGCCGACCUCCUGAGACAGUCCCUGUUACUUUGCACGAAGAAUGUCGCUUUCCGAUUCCAGCACAUCACAUAUCGCCAAAUUGACAGAGUGGCUAUGGGUAGUCCGUUGGGCCCGGUACGCGCUGAUUUUUUCAUGUUGAAGCUUGAGAGGAAACUAAGUGGACAAAUUUCUCAGCUGCCGUAUUCCAAACGAUAUGUAGAUGAUAUCCUUGUUUUUGGUUCCACGAAGAUGCAAAUCGAACAACUAGUAGACCAACUUAAUAAUGUUCAUGCCAACCUGAAGGUGAUUUUGAAUUCAGAUUGA
Messenger RNA from Dicrocoelium dendriticum, 555 nucleotides. Lineage: Eukaryota; Metazoa; Platyhelminthes; Trematoda; Plagiorchiida; Dicrocoeliidae. The record is from the annotation of a GenBank genome assembly.